GUGAGAGGAUUAGUGAGGAAAGGACAAGAGCAUGGCUAGCAGUAUGGCGUCCGUGGGGAAUGGAGUAACUGGAGCAGGGAGUUCGACCAUCUGCUUCAACUGCAACCAAGCGGGGCAUAUAGCAAGAGAUUGCCCGUUGAAAGGACAAGGUGCGUUUGCGAGCAACACAAAGUACUGGCAAUCAAGGAAAGAGAACGAGGACAGCAUAAACCGUGUUGUCAGGUGGGAUGACUACAAGAUGCAGAAAGAAAUGGAGAAAGAGGAAAAUAAGAAGAUGGAGGAAAAAAGGAGAAAAGCAGAAGCCGAACGAAGAAGGCAACAAUUAGACGAAGAAAGGAGCGAAGAGAAGUUCCGGAGGAUGAUUGCGGAUUCCGAACGACGAAUGGUGGAAGAAUGCGACAGAAGAGAUAGAAAGUUGGAAGAAGCGGAGGCACGUAUGGUAGCGGUAAUGGCAAGGGACUUGCGGAGCUUCAGAGCGAAGAUAAAGACUGAGAUCCAGAUGACGCUAGCAGUUAACUCCAAGACGCCAAAACGAGAUUGGGAUGGACUAACAGGUGGUUUGGAUACGUACCUGAUGGAGGAGGAAGUGCUGACAGACGAUGGUUUGAAGCUACCGCCAAAGCGAGCGAGAGGGAAGCGGAUUGCGAAGAACUUCGGAUCCUUAGACGAGUGGGAAGAAGAGGCAAGGGUCAUGUCAAGAGCGGAUUACGAAAAGAGUCUGAGAAGGAAGACAUGUACGCCAGCAAGGACCUCAGUUGUUGGAAAGGAGACCCCGACAUCUAGCAGCAAGGGGAACAUUGUGCAAAGAGCUCUAGAGACUAGAGCGAAGCUCAUGGCGAGAGAGUGGCGGGAAAUCAAGAAACUAUGUGAGGCGAGAGACAUUACUUACGUAUCAAAGGAGCAAGGGGUUCGUGAAUUGCUGAAUAGAGCAGCACUGGAGACGACAAAAGAGGAAGUCGGCAGCAGCAUAAGACUUGCACUCACGACCGUGCUCGGGAGUCAAUUUAGCGGACACUUGCCUGACCUCCAGAUCAACGAUUGCUUCUCAUCAGAAGGAAAUGAGCGCGUCAGCUUGGACGAGGGCAUGAUUUACGCCAUCAAGAAGCAGUACAAGGACCUCCUGGUUACGCAAGUUGACAGAAAUGCUGGCGACCUGGUGAUGAUGUGUCCAUCCACGUACCAGUACGGCUUGGACAAAAUGUUUACCUGGAAUACGACAUAUGACGAAGUGAGCAGCGGCGAAACGGAAAUACUGAAAGAGAUGAAGCGAGAUUUUGAAGCCCUUGGACUGCACAAAUUGGUGAACUGGAAUUCAAAGGGGAAGAUUGACAGUGCUUACGUGCUACCCAAACACAAGGAUCUUGAGCGAUGGCGGCCUAUAGCUCCUGCCUGCAGCGAACCCACUAUGACUGGUAGUCGAUGGAUAGCACGUGCACUCAACUACCUACUGGAGAAGCUUCCCGGAGCAAUACACUUCAACCUCACUGCUACACCCUCGCUCAAGCAGAAUUUGAAGAAAGCCGAGAAGAAGCUCCACAUAUUCGGAGAAGGAACAACGACGAUAUGCGGAGGAUUCGACAUUAAAGAAAUGUUUACAUCCCUUCCGCAUGCAGCCGUCAUGGAAGCUCUAUCCUGGUUGCUAGGCGAAUGGGAGAAGACGGGCUAUCGUAAGAUUGCGGUAUGCAAAAGAAGGAAGCAGGUGUCACUAGGCGCGAAGCUGUAUGGGAAAGGCUACAUUAAGCUUGCUUUCGACUUUAUCCGGAGCUUCGUACUCUUUGAACUGCAGCACACCUAUACCAAGUGUAGAGGGAAGCUGCUCAAGCAGGUCAUCGGAGUACCAAUGGGGAAGAACAGUAGUCCCCCACUGGCAUGCCUCCUCUGUGCAAAGUACGAAGAAGGUUUUCUGAAGUCGUUGGGAAGUGAUCGUCAGCUCGUCCAUGGAGUUAGGUUCAUGGACGAUGCAAUUCUAGCAGUUGCAUUUAACGGAAGGAAGAAGAGGACAGUCAGGAGGGCACUGGAGAUAAUGGAGAAGUUCGAGUGCUGUUAUGGUGAAAACUUAUCGAUCGUCCGAACAGACGACGGAUCUAACACCAUCGAUUUCGUCGGGGCAAGGAUUACGAGCGUGCCAGAGAAAACCAAGUUCCUCAUGAAACCGAAGACGAAGAAUGAACUGAAGAGCCAGAUGGGAUUGUUGCAACAGAAGCUAGUCUACCGCUGUUUUCAGGAUUUCGACUCCUACUCUGAGAAGCGUGCGAAGAUUGGAGUGUUGAUCGGCAGCCUCUGUCGUAUCCAGCAGAUGGCGAACAACGAGAUUAUGAUAGUUUUGCCAGUCUUGGCAAUGAAGAACGAGCUUUUGCACCGGGGUUACCCCCCGGCUUUCUUCCUCAAAGCCCUGGCACGUUUUGCUAAGGGCACCAGCGUUCUCAAGGAAGCCUGGAUGAGGCUACUUGAGUACCUAGUACAGGUAGAUAAGGAAACGCGUCGGGAACACCCACUGGAGAAAUGCGAAAUUUUGAAUCUAGGCUGACUUACGGGUUAUGCUAGACCGUAGUGCCCGAUAGUGUCGGAUUACCGGAGCGGCCAGAAUAAAAGUGGUAAUUAAAC
This is a messenger RNA of Chara braunii, 2604 nucleotides long. The record is from the annotation of a GenBank genome assembly. NCBI's taxonomy places the organism in Eukaryota, Viridiplantae, Streptophyta, Charophyceae, Charales, Characeae.